Acanthosepion pharaonis is the source of this 2883-nucleotide messenger RNA. The record is from the annotation of a GenBank genome assembly. Lineage: Eukaryota; Metazoa; Mollusca; Cephalopoda; Sepiida; Sepiidae.
AUGUCUCUUUCUUUCAUUAUGUUUGGUUUCUUUCUUUUUUCUUUCUUUCUGCCUGCCUGCCUGCCUGCCUUCCUUCCUUCCUUCUCAACCUUCCUUCCUUCCUUCCUUCCUUCCUUCUUCUUCCUUCCUUCCUUCUCAACCUUCCUUCCUUCUUCCUUCUCAACCUUCUUUCCUUCCUUCCUUCCUUCCUUCCUUCUUCCUUCCUUCUCAACCUUCCUUCCUUUCCUUCUCAACUUUCCUUCCUUCCUCUUCCUUCCUUCCUUCCUUCCUUCUUCCUUCCUUCCUUCUCAACCUUCCUUCCUUCCUUCCUUCUCAACCUUCCUUCCUUCCUUCUUCCUUCCUUCCUUUCCAUUCCUUACUUCCUUCCUUCCUUCUCAACCUUCCUUCCUUCCUUCACAACCUUCCUUCCUUCCUUCUCAACCUUCCUUCCCUUCCUUCCUUCUUCCUUCUCUCAACCCUUCCUUCCUUCCUUCCUUCUCAACCUUUCUUCCUUCCUUCCUUCCUUCCUUCCUUCCUUCCUUCCUUCCUUCCUUCCUUCCUUCUCAUUCCUUCUCAACCUUCCUUCCUUCUCAACCUUCCUUCCUUCCUUCCUUCCUUCUCAACCUUCCUUCCUUCCUUCCUUCUCAACCUUCCUUCCUUCCUUCCUUCCUUCUCAACCUUCCUUCCUUCCUUCUCAACCUUCCUUCCUUCCUUCCUUCUCAACCUUCCUUCCUUCCUUCCUUCUCCUUCCUUCCUUCCUUCCUUCCUUCCUUCCUUCUUCUCAACCUUCCUUCCUUCCUUCUCAACCUUCCUUCCUUUCAACCUUCCUUCCUUCCUUCCUUCCUUCUCCUUCUUCUUCUUUCUUUCCUUCCUUCCUUCUCAACCUUCCUUCUUUCUUUCUUCCUUCCUUCCUUCUCAACCUUCCUUCCUUCUUCCUUCCUUCCUUCUCAACCUUCCUUCUUCUCAACCUUCCUUCCUUCUUCAACCUUCCUUCCUUCCUUCCUUCCUUCCUUCCUUCCUUCCUUCCUUCCUUCUCAACCUUCCUUCCUUCCUUCCUUCCUUCCUUCCUUCUCUUCCUUCCUUCCUUCCUUCUCAACCUUCUUCCUUCCUUCCUUCCUUCCUUCUCAACCUUCCUUCCUUUCUUCCUUCCUUCUCUUCCUUCCUUCCUUCCUUCUCAACCUUCCUUCCUUCCUUCCUUCCUUCUCAACCUUCCUUCCUUCCUUUGUUUCUUUCUUUCAUUGUCAAAAUCACUUUUUUGAAACUUGUUUCUUUUUUUUUCUAAUCCUAUUUUUUAUUUAUCUGUCUUAUAUUUCUUCGUUCCUUCUUUCUUUCCUUUUCGUUUCUUGUUUUCUUUUAAUCUUUUUUAAUUCGCUUCAUUCUUUCUCUUCUUUCUUCAUUUUUUUUUUCUUUCUUUCUUUCCCCCGCAAGCUAGCUCUUUCUUUCUCGCCUGCAUGUGUUGCGUUGUGGCUUCUUUUCCGCCUGUUUCUUUCUUUCUUUCUUUACUUUACUUCUUUCUUUCUUUACCUUCUUUCUUUAUAUUCUUUCUUUCUUUCUUUCUUUACCUUUCUUUCUUUCUUUCUUUCUUUCUUUCUUUCUUUCUUUCUUUCUUUCUUUCCCUUACUUCUUUCUUUACCAUUCUUUCUUUCUUUCUUUCUUUUUUCUUUCUUUCUUUCUUUCUUUCUUUCUUUCUUUCUUCUUUCUUUCCCUUACUUCUUUCUUUCUUUACUUUACUUCUUUCUUUCGUUCUUUCUUUCUUUCUUUCUUUACCUUACUUCUUUCUUUCUUUCUUUCUUUCUUUCUUUCUUUCUUUCUUUACCUUACUUCUUUCUUUCUUUCUUUUUUUUUUCUUUUCUUUCUUUCUUUCUUUCUUUCUUUCUUUCUUUCUUUCUUUCUUUCUUUACCUUACUUCUUUCUUUCUUUCUUUCUUUCUUUCUUUCUUUCUUUCUUUCUUUCUUUCUUUCUUUUACUUCUUUCUUUCUUUCUUUCUUUCUUUUUUCUUUACCUUACUUCUUUCUUUCUUUCUUUCUUUCUUUCUUUCUUUCUUUCUUUACCUUACUUCUUUCUUUCUUUACUUUACUUCUUUCUUUCGUUCUUUCUUUCUUUCUUUACCUUACUUCUUUCUUUCUUUCUUUCUUUUUUCUUUACCUUCUUUCUUUCUUUCUUUCUUUCUUUACCUUACUUCUUUCUUUCUUGACCUUACUUCUUUCUUUCUUUCUUUCUUUCUUUCUUUCUUUCUUUCUUUCUUUCUUUCUUUCUUUCUUUUUUUCUUCCAAAGUGUCAUUUGUUCUUUUUUCUAUUUUCUACUUUCUCCUUUUCUUUUUCCUUUUCUCUCCUUUUCUUCUUCUCUUUUCUCGUGAUUUCAUACAUUUAUUUUAUAGUUUCUUUGAUUUUUCUUUCUUUCUUUUAUACCUAUUUUUGUCUUCGACACUCUUUUUCUUACACUCACUUUAUUUUCGUCUUAUCUCUAUUUUUCUGCUUUUAAUUCUUUCUUUCUUUCUUUCUUUCUUUCUUUCUUUCUUUCUUAAGCAUUCUUUUUCUAUCUCUAUUCCUUUCUUUCUUCCUUUCUUUCUUCCUUUCUUCCUUUCUUUCUUCCUUUCUUUAAUUCCUUUCUUUCCUUACUUUCACUUACAUAUCUCACAAUUGAAUUCUUUUCUGUUGCUUUUCGUUUCUUCUUUUAUUAAAUUCUUUCUUCUUACCUACAACCCUUUGAAUUUCUAUCUUUCCUUUUCUUUGUUGGGCUUUUCAUUAUUCGCAUAUUUCUUUGCAUUCCACUCCUACUUUACCAUCCAACUGUUUCCUUUCUUCUUUUCUUUCAUAUUCUUUUGUAAUCCAGUCUCUCUUACCUUCCAAUCCACUGCUUGCUUGGUCAAGCGCCACCCUCAGCAUGCGCAAACGCAGAAUUAA